AUGGAUGACGCUGCCGUCCUCAAGCGACGAGGCUACAUCAUGGGGAUAAACUUGGGAGAGGGCUCAUAUGCCAAAGUCAAAUCCGCUUACUCUGAGCGCCUAAAGUUCAACGUGGCGGUCAAGAUCAUCGAUCGCAAAAAAGCCCCCACGGACUUCCUGGAGAAAUUCCUUCCCCGGGAGAUUGAGAUUCUGGCCAUGCUAAACCACCGCUCUAUUGUCAAGACCUAUGAGAUCUUUGAGACAUCAGAUGGCAAGGUCUACAUUAUCAUGGAGCUUGGAGUCCAGGGUGACCUCCUUGAAUUCAUCAAAACCAGAGGAGCCCUGCAAGAGGAUGAUGCUCGAAAGAAGUUCCAUCAGCUCUCCUCGGCCAUCAAGUACUGCCACGAUCUGGAUGUUGUUCACCGAGACCUCAAGUGCGAGAACCUUCUGCUCGACAAGGACUUCAACAUCAAGCUGUCUGAUUUCGGCUUCUCCAAGCGCUGCCUGCGGGAUGAUAGUGGCCGACUGACAUUAAGCAAGACCUUCUGUGGGUCAGCGGCUUAUGCGGCCCCCGAGGUGUUGCAGGGCAUCCCCUACCAGCCCAAGGUAUAUGACAUCUGGAGCCUAGGUGUGAUCCUCUACAUCAUGGUCUGUGGCUCCAUGCCCUACGAUGACUCCGACAUCAAAAAGAUGCUGCGCAUCCAGAAGGAGCACCGAGUGGACUUCCCACGCUCCAAGAACCUGACUGGUGAGUGCAAGGACCUCAUCUACCGCAUCCUGCAGCCAGAUGUCAACCGGCGGCUACACAUUGAUGAGAUCCUCAGCCACUCAUGGCUACAGCCUCCCAAGCCCAAAGCCAUGUCUUCUGCUUCCCUCAAGAGGGAGGGGGAGGGCAAGUAUCGAGCUGAUUGCAAGUUGGAUACUCGACCGGGCUCAAGACCUGAACACCGGCCUGACCACAAACUGGCAACCAAACCCCAGCACCGGAUGCUGGUGGCAUCCGAGAAUGAAGACAGGAUGGAGGAGAGGCUGGCUGAGACUUCCAGAGCUAAAGACCAUCACAUCUCUGGAGCUGAGGUGGGGAAAGCAAGUACCUAGUGGUGGAGAGGGCCCUGGGGGAUCAUGGUGUGCAGUUUGCACUCACAUAAGCUAAAUAGGCAGGUAGGAGCUGAAGAAGGCACAAGCGCAAGGAACAAGUAAAAUCCGUCAAUUAAACCACUAUUUUGAUUACGUUCUAUUAGCUUUUUUCCACUUAGUAGCAAAGACAUUAAUUACUGACCACCAAAUAAAUCACAAAGUGUAUACAAGCA
Molecule: messenger RNA, 1289 nt
Organism: Myodes glareolus (Bank vole)
Lineage: Eukaryota; Metazoa; Chordata; Mammalia; Rodentia; Cricetidae
Gene: Tssk2
Product: testis specific serine kinase 2
Biological process (GO): microtubule cytoskeleton organization; protein phosphorylation; intracellular signal transduction
Cellular component (GO): cytoplasm
Molecular function (GO): ATP binding; tau-protein kinase activity
Source: RefSeq, a predicted model, not a curated record